Molecule: messenger RNA, 3022 nt
Organism: Gloeophyllum trabeum ATCC 11539
Lineage: Eukaryota; Fungi; Basidiomycota; Agaricomycetes; Gloeophyllales; Gloeophyllaceae
Product: acetylglutamate kinase ARG6
Exons: 6
Coding region: 210-2873 (887 amino acids)
Biological process (GO): L-arginine biosynthetic process
Cellular component (GO): cytoplasm; mitochondrial matrix; mitochondrion
Molecular function (GO): NADP+ binding; L-glutamate N-acetyltransferase activity, acting on acetyl-CoA as donor; N-acetyl-gamma-glutamyl-phosphate reductase (NADP+) activity
Source: RefSeq, a predicted model, not a curated record
GGUUGUCCGGGACUGUAGUCCUGCCCCACAGAUCCUCUCAUAUCGGCGACUCUCACGGCCCUGUGUACGGGGUCUCCUAUCCAGUCACUUUUGCUAUACGACUCUAUUCCGAGCUCGGCUUCAUUGCUUCACUGCAUAUCUCUGGCUAACUUAUAAAAGGGUCGAUCCGGAUUGACUGGCUGGCCGUACCCCUUUACUAGUAGUUCAACAUGCUUGCAGCCACCCGAGCAGCCAGCAUCGCCGUGCGGACGGGCGCGAGGCGGGCAGUGGUCGUAGCGGGCCAGCGCCAGGCUGCCCUGUCCGUGGUGAGGAAGAGAAAUAAUGGGCAGAUUAGAGGGAUGCAGAAUCUCGCGCAGACUGAUCGGGACACUAUCAUGCGCCUCCUGUACUCUAUCGGUACGAAGCAGGAGGUCGAGCGCUACCUGCGCAUCUUCUCUUCGUCCUCGCACCCGUCUCACCCUGCCAAGUUUGCGGUGAUAAAAGUUGGAGGCGCGGUCCUCGACGAACUGGACGAGCUCGCGCAUAGCUUGAGUUUCCUGUACAGGGUCGGGUUGUACCCGGUCGUCCUGCACGGAGCCGGGCCGCAGCUCAACGACAUUAUAGAGCGGGAGGGAGUGAUCCCCGAUUACAUUGAUGGCAUACGGGUCACAGACGCAAAGACCCUGCAGAUCGCCCGCCGCGUGUUCCUGGAAGAGAACCUGAAGCUGGUUGGGGCAUUGGAGAAGCUGGGCACGCGUGCGCGCCCUAUCACGUCUGGCGUGUUCACCGCCGAUUACCUGGACAAGGAGAAAUACGGCCUGGUCGGCAAGAUCACCCGCGUAGACAAGAGGCCACUGGAGGCAUCUAUUAGAGCGGGUGCUCUGCCGAUCCUGACUAGUCUCGCAGAAUCGCCGGAAGGACAGAUUCUGAAUGUCAACGCAGAUAUCGCUGCGGGCGAGCUUGCCAAAGAGUUGGAGCCGCUCAAGAUUGUGUUCCUGAACGAGAAGGGUGGCCUGUUCCACGGUGUAACUGGCGAGAAACUGGAUGUCAUCAAUUUGGACGAGGAAUACGAUACGCUGAUGAAGCAGCCGUGGGUCAAGUACGGCACGAAGCUGAAGCUGCGUGAAUUCAAGGAGCUCCUGGACCACCUGCCGCGCUCGUCCUCCGUCGCUGUGAUCUCUGCGUCAAUGCUGCAGAAGGAGCUGUUCACGGACAGCGGUGCCGGCACUUUGAUCCGCCGCGGGUACAAGCUAUUCAAGCACGAUUCCGUCGAGGGGCUCGGCGCCGACCGCCUCCGCCAGGUGAUCCACGACCGGGACCCCGACGUGCUGUCCGGCGAGGCGAGCGUCACGGGCGUGCUCAACGAGCUGAAGAAGGCGCCGUACACGCUGUAUGGCGACGAGCCGCUCGACGUCGUCGCGAUUGUCUCGCACCCGCCCGGGGAGACCCCCGUGAUGACGAAGCUCCUCGCGUCACGCAGCGGCAUCCUGAACAGCGUCGUGGACAACGUGUUCAACGCGAUCAAGAAGGACUACCGCCGGCUGUUCUGGACCGCGAACGCCGACGACGAGAACCGCGCGUGGCACUUCCAGCGCGCGGACGGGAGUUUCACGCGUUCGGGGAAGAGCCUGUUCUGGUAUGGCGUGCAGGAUGUCGCGGAGGUGGAGAAGAUCGUGAAGGAGUUUGAGGCGAAGGGGCGGCUCGACCGGGCGUACUUGCCCGUCGGGCCCUCUGCACCACCUCACCGCGGCGCCGCAGCUCCAUCGGGCCCCAGCGGGUCCAAGGCUUUCUCGACUCUGGCAAGGAGGAUCCCUGGGUCGUCGAGAGGAUAUGCUACCGCGGCCUCUGCUCCCUCUACGGAGCCGAAGAGGCUUGGUUUGAUUGGUGCGAGGGGAUACACCGGGCAAGCGUUGACGACCCUCCUUGCGGGCCACCCCUACCUCAACCUGACGCACGUCUCCUCCCGCCAGCUGGUUGGGUACCCUCUCGAGUCGUACACCAAAGCUCCCGUCACGUACUCUAAUCUGUCGGUGGAAGAUGUUGAGCGGAUGGAGAAGGACGGCGAAGUCGACGCGUGGGUCAUGGCCCUGCCGAACGGCGCGUGCAAGCCCUUUGUGGAUGCCGUCGACCGGGGUUCGCAAGCACGCAAGAGCGGAGACGCGAGCGUGAUUGUGGACUUGAGCGCGGAUUACCGGUUCGAAGAUGGGUGGACGUAUGGGCUUCCCGAGCUGUAUGGACGCGAGUCAAUCAGGGCAUCCAAGAGGAUAUCGAACCCGGGGUGUUAUGCGACGUCCUCGCAGCUGCUCAUCGCGCCCCUCCUGAAGUACGCGAAUCGGGCUUCGCUUCCUACCGUCUUCGGCAUGUCUGGGUACAGCGGCGCGGGUACAGUUGCUACCACCGACUCCCAUGGCAAGCCGGUUACCCUGCCUAAGGUCACCCCAGACAGCCUCGCGGGCGGCGUCAAGCCCUACUCUCUUACGGACCACAUCCAUGAGCGCGAAGCCGGCCGUCACUUGACGCGAUUGCUUUCCGACCCCUCCAGUCCACUUAAGAUCGCGUUCAUCCCGAAUGUGGCGCCAUGGUUUAGCGGGAUACUGUCCGUGCUCUCGAUGCCGCUCAGCGAGAAGAUCACGGCGAAGGACGUUGCGCAGCUGUAUGAGAGCAGGUACGGCGGGGAGAAGCUGAUCACGAUCAAGCGGGAAGUACCCGUGCUGAAGGACGUGGAGAAUAAGCAUGGCUGGACUGUCGGCGGGUUCCAGGUGCAUAGCGAGGGCGAUAGGGCCGUUGUGGUCGGUGGUUUGGAUAACCUGCUUAAGGGCGCAGCCACGCAGUGCCUGCAGAACCUGAAUCUGGCUCUGGGAUAUGAUGAAUACGCUGGCAUACCUACGGAUUGAAUGGGUUUGAUCUCCGUCUGGGUGGUCAUCUUGCUCCAUAUACUACAUAACGGCUAAAAGUACUUAAGAACUAUCGCGAUAGAAUUGCCUUACGGCGGGUAGUAAACAUCGUUAAAAUAGCGCCGGGGAUGUGGUCCCGCCUUCCGAAU